Messenger RNA from Drosophila pseudoobscura, 894 nucleotides. It is a transcript of the gene Uev1A, whose product is annotated as Ubiquitin-conjugating enzyme variant 1A. Gene Ontology annotation, biological process: protein K63-linked ubiquitination; DNA damage tolerance. The transcript is spliced from 4 exons. Gene Ontology annotation, cellular component: nucleus. The coding region runs from base 61 to 558 and encodes 165 amino acids. Lineage: Eukaryota; Metazoa; Arthropoda; Insecta; Diptera; Drosophilidae. The record is from RefSeq and is a predicted model, not a curated record.
UCGAGCUUAAAUCAGCUGAGAAAAACCUUUUAUGGAUUUUAGAAAUCAGUAUUUCAUUGCAUGUCAAUGUUUUUAUACGGCCACACUGAUUUUCUUGCCGUCACACUGUUAACAUCCACAAUGGCGAAUACAUCAAGUACCGGCGUUGUGGUGCCACGAAAUUUCCGCUUACUGGAGGAGCUGGAUCAGGGCCAGAAGGGUGUAGGCGAUGGCACCAUCUCGUGGGGUCUGGAGAACGACGAUGAUAUGACGCUCACCUACUGGAUCGGCAUGAUCAUUGGUCCGCCUAGAACACCAUUUGAGAAUCGAAUGUAUUCACUAAAGAUUGAGUGCAACGAACGCUAUCCGGAUGAGCCGCCCACGCUAAGAUUUUUAACUAAAGUUAAUAUUAAUUGCAUUAACCAGAACAAUGGCGUGGUUGAUCAUAGAUCAGUGCCCAUGUUGGCCCGCUGGAGUCGUGAUUACACUAUAAAAACGAUGCUGCAGGAAAUCCGUAGGAUUAUGACCAUGAAAGAGAACCUGAAGCUGGCACAGCCGCCAGAAGGAAGCUGUUUUUAGUCGACAACAUCCAGCAAACAACACCAACAGCAACCCCGGCAGAUGCAGAAACAACCAGAGCCAGAGCCCCCACAGACACACUCACAGCAGAGCAACACCAGCAAACAAUAUCAGCCGGAAUCUAUACAGCCAUGAAUCUAUACAGAAGCAAGCUGUGUGUGGCAUGUGGCAUGCGCCUCUGAGCUGCGGCAGCCGCGGAGAUGAUUGAGAAGAUGAUGAAUGAGAAGCGAGUGGUUAUGUGGCCCGUUGAUGCUUGCAGCAACGGCAACCAAAAACCAAUUGCAAGUUAUACUAUAAGUAACAAGAUCAGCAAAGCAAACAAACACGUCACUAUAA